This is a messenger RNA of Clunio marinus, 186 nucleotides long. Lineage: Eukaryota; Metazoa; Arthropoda; Insecta; Diptera; Chironomidae. The record is from the annotation of a GenBank genome assembly.
AUGUUGACGACCAGGAAAGAGAUUGAGCUUAAAGAAAGACCAAUAAAAAGACCUUGCUAUGGUCAGUCAACCUACUGUCCCACUUUUUCGCUUCUCUUCAAGUUUAAGCACAGCGAUGGUAUUGCUUGCUUUAGCGAAGGUGGGAGGCAGUUAGAAGGAAAGCGGAAUAGACUCCGUAAUAAAUAA